Molecule: messenger RNA, 1750 nt
Organism: Arabidopsis thaliana (thale cress)
Lineage: Eukaryota; Viridiplantae; Streptophyta; Magnoliopsida; Brassicales; Brassicaceae
Gene: TOM40
Product: translocase of the outer mitochondrial membrane 40
Exons: 11
Coding region: 629-1345 (238 amino acids)
Biological process (GO): protein import into mitochondrial matrix; transmembrane transport
Cellular component (GO): mitochondrion; mitochondrial outer membrane
Molecular function (GO): transmembrane protein transporter activity
Source: RefSeq, marked reviewed
UGGAAUUAAUUAGGUGCAAGACAGGCGAACGAGGGGUCCCGACACGGUUCGAGAUUAAGACCAAACCGGGAAAAACCAGAAAAUGGUAUAAUUACAAAACCCUUACCAAGACUCGCCUCCAAGCUGAAGAAAACCCUUAAUUCUCUUUCUCUUGUUCCAUUUCGUCCCAUUUUGUUCUUUCUACUGUCGCCGUAAAGGAUAUUCAAAAGCGGUAGAGGCGGCGAUGGCGGAUCUUUUACCACCUCUUACGGCGGCACAAGUCGAUGCUAAGACUAAAGUCGAUGAGAAAGUCGAUUACUCGAACCUCCCUUCUCCUGUUCCCUAUGAGGAACUCCACCGUGAAGCUCUCAGUUCAGUAUAUCCUAAAUCCCUUUUCCGAUCUAGUUUUUCAAUCGUCUUUCUUUCUUUUGCUUCCAUUGUAACUUCAGUUGUAUUCCUUGAUAUCUCUAUUUGUUGUUUCUUGAUCUGGAGAUAAAAUGAGUGUGGCUUUGAGUGCAUUGUAUUGGACUGUUUGAGAUUUAGCUUUCUUCUGUUUGAAUUGGUGUCUUUAAAGUCGGACAAUUUUGAGGGUUUACGCUUCGACUUUACCAGGGCGUUGAAUCAGAAGUUUUCUCUCAGUCAUAGUGUAAUGAUGGGGCCAACCGAAGUUCCUGCUCAGUCACCUGAAACUACUAUCAAAAUUCCAACAGCCCAUUAUGAGUUUGGUGCCAAUUAUUAUGACCCAAAGUUGCUGCUCAUCGGAAGGGUAAUGACUGAUGGUAGACUAAAUGCGAGACUGAAAGCAGAUUUAACUGAUAAGUUAGUUGUGAAGGCGAAUGCUCUGAUAACAAAUGAGGAACAUAUGUCACAAGCAAUGUUCAACUUUGAUUACAUGGGAUCAGACUACAGAGCUCAGCUUCAACUUGGACAGAGUGCCCUAAUUGGAGCAACUUAUAUCCAGAGUGUUACAAACCAUUUAUCCUUGGGUGGUGAAAUUUUCUGGGCUGGUGUGCCUCGGAAGUCGGGAAUAGGCUAUGCUGCUAGAUACGAGACAGAUAAAAUGGUUGCUUCUGGUCAAGUUGCUAGCACGGGUGCUGUUGUUAUGAACUAUGUUCAGAAGAUUUCAGAUAAGGUGUCACUUGCCACUGAUUUCAUGUACAACUACUUUUCAAGAGAUGUAACAGCUAGUGUGGGUUAUGACUAUAUGCUUAGACAGGCUCGUGUGCGGGGUAAGAUCGAUUCAAACGGUGUUGCAUCCGCUCUCCUUGAAGAAAGAUUGAGUAUGGGACUCAAUUUUCUUCUUUCUGCAGAGCUGGAUCAUAAGAAGAAGGACUACAAGUUUGGUUUCGGAUUAACAGUUGGUUAAAAGACCGAAUAAAAACCGGCACACAAUAAGCCUGGCGCACAGAGCAGAUUGCAGCAGUAGUGGUUUCAGCUGCGAGGAUUUCGGUUAAAAUUUAUUCUAUUUCAGUUUAGGCUUUUUGGUGAAGUUGGGAAGAUAAACGGUAACGAUGUUGUGUUGUUAUUUGAGGUUUAGGAUUUGUUUCCAAGAACCAUUUUAUAAAAGAAGAAGAAGCAAAUGAGGUUUUUGUUUUACUUCCUUGCUCUAAGAUCUCGUGAACUUCCGAGAGAGGUGUAUCAUUUCAUUUCCUUGCCAUAAAAAAAAACGAAUUCUUUUUUUCUUCCUCGUUCGUUGUCUGAUUUGUUGAAAAUAUUUUAUUCGAAUAUAAAAUCACCUGAGAUUUGUUGCUUUUGACGUGGAAAUAUAAGA